This is a messenger RNA of Centruroides sculpturatus (bark scorpion), 1266 nucleotides long. RefSeq names its product organic solute transporter subunit alpha-like. The transcript is spliced from 8 exons. The record is from RefSeq and is a predicted model, not a curated record. The coding region runs from base 226 to 1146 and encodes 306 amino acids. Gene Ontology annotation, biological process: transport. Gene Ontology annotation, molecular function: transporter activity. NCBI's taxonomy places the organism in Eukaryota, Metazoa, Arthropoda, Arachnida, Scorpiones, Buthidae.
UUACCCUCUGCCAUAUCCUCCUAUAUAGUAAUGGCUCGUCUCAUCCCUGUACCUUUACCUUUUAUAUCAAUCAGAUCUUAUCUAUUUUUGUAUGUACUAUUGAGAUUAUAGACGCUAUUGAUGCAAUGCAUUAUUUUAAAACAUAAAUCGUCAGUCUAUGUAUAUUAAGCCAAGUAGAUUUGAAAGAAAAAAUAAAAUGGAAUAAGUGAACAAUGGUUUUCAAAUAUGAACUGUACACAGUUGGUGACUUCAAAUUACAUUCCAACAACUGCAGAAUCCCUUGAAGCAUCUGGAACAUUGGGAAUUAUUCUUAUAACUGUUGGAGGAUGUGUUGCUGCAACUAUGUUAGGAAUUUUUUUAGAAGAAUCUAUUUAUUUGUAUCACCAUUGGCCACUUAAAAUUUAUUUAUAUACUGUAGGAUGCCUUAGUGUUUUUCCGAUUUCUGGUCUUAGUUUAUUUUUGUGCCUCUUGGUGCCAAGAGCUGGGAGAACUCUUACUGCAUUUAUUAAAGUAUAUCUGCCAUUUCCAAUGAUCUUCUUUUUCCAACUAGUCAUUUGUUACAUGGAUAAUAAAGAACGUACUGUUGAGAGAUUAUUAGGAAAUAGCAUCCCUCUACAAGGUCCUCCACUUUGUUGUAUUUGCUGUUGGUGUCCAUCACCAUCUUUUACAAGGACAACUUUUAUUUUAAUAAGAGCUGCCAUAUAUCAAUUUGUUCUUAUUCCUGUCAUCUCAUUUAUCAUUGAUGAAAUAUUUAUUGCUGUAAAUAUUAAUGCAGAAGCUGAGUAUCCACUGAACAAGCUCAGUCCUUAUUUAAUUACAACAAAUGCACUAUCAUUUUUUCUUGGUGUAUAUGGACUAGUUAUUUUUAUAAGGAUGACAUCAUCUAUAUUAUUUGGCUAUUUUAUCAGAAGCAAGUUUAUAACUCUACAGUUACAUUUCAUCUUAAUUCGGUUCCAGUUCUUUAUUUUUGAAAUACUUGGUGACUUAGGUGCACUUCCGUGUCAUCCACCAAUAUCACCUAUUGUGUCUGCUCUAUAUGUUAAAAGUGCUGUCUUAUUAGGAGAAGGAUUUAUAUUGUGUGUGUUAGCAAGAUUUUUCUUUUUGCAUCCACCACCACAAUUUUCUCGUCAACAAGAAAGAACCUGAUUAUUUCUGAAUAAGCAGAUUUUAUAAGAAUUUACUCUUCACUUUCUUCAAAAAUUCAUUUACAAACUAUUUAUCAAUUAAAUUUUUUUUCAAUAAGGGACCAUUUUUAAAAAUUUUNCA